This is a messenger RNA of Protopterus annectens (West African lungfish), 1650 nucleotides long. It is a transcript of the gene LRR1, whose product is annotated as leucine rich repeat protein 1. The coding region runs from base 139 to 1137 and encodes 332 amino acids. NCBI's taxonomy places the organism in Eukaryota, Metazoa, Chordata, Ceratodontiformes, Protopteridae. Gene Ontology annotation, molecular function: protein binding. The transcript is spliced from 3 exons. The record is from RefSeq and is a predicted model, not a curated record.
UGGGAACCGGAGUCAGAUGACCAGACAUGGUGUCAUUCUGCAAGCAAUCCCAGCAGUUACAUUUGAGAAGUCUCUUAGAGAGCGUGCAUUUUGUGUAUUCUGUCUUGGACCCAGCAACAAGACCCAUUCACCACACACAUGCCUUGCUCUAAUGAGGCAGAUUCGGUCAACUUGAAGAGCUUCCUUUCAGCAGUAAGACUAGCUCACCAAGGCAAUGAAAUCAGAACUCUGCCACUGUCUAUUCUGACACCAGCAAAAACAUCUGAGAUUGAAAAGCCAAAAAUCAGAAUGAUCAUCACAUCCAAAAAAGAUUAUCCUCUGGCAACAAAUUUUCCAUAUUCCCUUGAACACCUACAGGUCUCUUACUGCAAACUUGCUCGUGUGGAUAUGAGAAUGCUAUGUCUCAAAAAACUGCGAAAACUUGAUCUGAGUCACAAUCAUAUCAAAAAACUUCCUUCCACAAUUGGGGAUCUUUUAUACCUUCAGGAACUGAAUUUGCAUGACAACCAGUUGGAAUCCUUCAGUACCGCCCUCUGUAGCUCAACAUUACAGAAAUCUCUACAGUUUUUGGACCUUAGCCAGAACAAAAUCAGAGCAUUGCCAAUUCAGUUUUGCAGCCUCCAAGAACUUGUCCAUCUUAAGCUUGAUGACAAUGAGUUGAUUAGACUGCCUUUCAAGCUUGGACAGUUUAAGAAGUUGCGCUUCUUGUCAGCAGCACGCAACAAGUUACCGUUUUUGCCCUGUGAAUUUAAACUGUUGCAUCUUGAGAAUUUAGACUUGUUUGGCAAUUCAUUUGAACAGCCCAGUCCUUUGACUCCUAAUAUUCAGCUGAAGGUGCCACUAACUUUGCUUGAAACUGCAUCAAGAUUGGUGGUCAACAGCAAGUUUUCUUAUGGGCCACAUCUUCUGCCAGCUCAUCUUUGUCAAGAUUUGGACACUGCAAAGUUGUGUCAGUGCGGGCAAUCUUGUGUAAACUCUUUCAUUCAGACUACAGUAACUAUGAAUCUCCACCAUGUGUCUCAUACAGUGGUUCUUGUAGAUAACAUGGGUGGCACAGAAGCUCCUGUCCAGAGUUAUUUCUGUUCUUUGCUAUGUUACUCUGAAUUUCUGGACAGGUAUCUGCAAAGUAAUAGAUAAUGUGUCACUGUCCUUCAUGGUACUGCUUGAGCUCUACAGCUCUCUCAAUACACUUAAGACUGGCAGAGUUUUUCCAUAAUCAGUUAUGAGUAAACAUACUUGCCUGUUAAGCUGUAGACGUAGUGUAUGCAGCCUGGUCAUAGAGACAGUAGUCUUCUGUCAUGGGAAUCUCUUAGCCACUUGAAGAAAGUCGAUGCACUUAAAUUCUUGGAGAGCAAGACUAUUUUACAAAAGUGGUUGCAAUUUCUGCCUUGGAAGUUUAUCUUUCAAAAGUAGUAACGCUGAUCCUUUUUCUUUCAGAAUUUGCCUAACUAAAAAAGGCUCCAGAUUUUUACUUCCAAUGAUUGGUCCCUGUUUUUGGAAUUCUUUAAAUGUAAAAUGUAAUUGCUCUUGAAUAUUGGGUAUGGCCACUUGUCGUCUUAUUUCUCAGUUAGUGUUUUUCUUGAAGCCCAUGCCUGGGUUUUAUGUUGUAAAAUAUGUUUUAUUGCAAAACAUGCUAUUAGUGCCUUAUUA